This is a messenger RNA of Protopterus annectens (West African lungfish), 1103 nucleotides long. Its product is annotated as myoglobin-like. NCBI's taxonomy places the organism in Eukaryota, Metazoa, Chordata, Ceratodontiformes, Protopteridae. The record is from RefSeq and is a predicted model, not a curated record. Gene Ontology annotation, biological process: oxygen transport. Gene Ontology annotation, cellular component: extracellular exosome. The transcript has 3 exons. Bases 124 to 576 code for a protein of 150 amino acids. Gene Ontology annotation, molecular function: oxygen binding; heme binding.
UGACUGGGAGGCAUACGUUUUCAAAGGACUAGAAAGCAUAUAAAAUCCUUCAGUUUUCCAACUGUGUGAAUCCAGGAAAGGAAUUUCAUUGCACUAUAAGAAGAUUCUUCUUUAUCCAUAGCCAUGGCAGGACUUUCAGAAGUACAGUGGAAUGAACUAUUGGCUUUUUGGGACAAAUAUGUUGCUCCAAGUUCUUCAGAACAUGGUAAACACAUUUUAAUUCGCAUGUUUCAGACAGAAAAGGCAACUCAGACCCUCUUCUCAAAGUUCAAGGAUAUCCCUACUUCAGACCUAGCAGUCAAUGCUGACGUGAAGAAACAUGGCGGUGUUGUUGUUGAUUUUUUGGGAAAGCUGCUGAAACUGAAGGGCCAGAAUGAUAGCCAGCUACACACUAUGGCCGAAUCUCAUAAGAACAAGCACAAGAUUCCACUGGAUUACUUUCAAGUAAUUUCUUCUGUCAUUGACGUGUAUGUGAAUGAAAACCUGCCAGAAGAGUAUGCACCUGUCCGGCAAUCCAUGAAAUCCGCACUCAACCAGAUCGCCAAUGGCCUAAAAGACAAUUAUGCCAAAGUAUAACUCUAAGGAAAAUAUAAAUUAUCUUAUUUUCCAUAAAAGAAGUGUUUUUAAAAUGGAAAGGAAAGGAACAAAGCAAUGAAUCUCUGUAAUAAGAAACAUUAUUUGCAGUUUAGUACUGCUUCCCUGAUGGAAACUAAAAAAAAAUAUUGAUUUAUAACUGUAUAAUAUUUAAAGAAGUAGAUGAAUGUGAAUUUAAAGUAGCCCUGAUCUAACUUUUAAUUAACGUAAGUAAUUAGAAGUUAUUACUACCAAACAGAAAAGUCUUUCGCUAUGACCAUCAGUAUAGUACAGCAAAAACACUAGAAUAUUUUGUAUUCUAUGUGCUUAUUGGCCUCAUACUUGAAAAGGUCACUCUCAGAUCUCAUUAGGCACUUCAUGACCAGAUUAAGAUAGAAUUCACUGACAAGGUUAUGGUUUUGUAGUUAAAAUAAUAUGUGUCAAGAGGACUGAUAUCAGAUAUGUUCAUUGUUUCCAAUGUCAUACUUGGUUUCAAUAAUCAAUUUCUUAAUAAAAUAAAAUGCUUUUUC